This is a messenger RNA of Cyanidioschyzon merolae strain 10D, 1851 nucleotides long. RefSeq lists its product as hypothetical. The record is from RefSeq and is a predicted model, not a curated record. Gene Ontology annotation, cellular component: membrane. NCBI's taxonomy places the organism in Eukaryota, Rhodophyta, Bangiophyceae, Cyanidiales, Cyanidiaceae. The transcript has a single exon. Gene Ontology annotation, biological process: endoplasmic reticulum to cytosol auxin transport. The coding region runs from base 1 to 1851 and encodes 616 amino acids.
AUGAUGCCUUAUGUCUUCGCAUGUGGAACCAAAGAUGACGUUUGCCUAUCGCGAGCGCGAGGCCUCGUCGCUGGUGGAGCUUGUGAGAUUGGCGACGCCCUGGGUGCUCGCUGUCUAUCGUUCUGUGGGGUUUCUGCGCAGGGCUUGAUUAACUCCAAGCAUGCGCCGGAAGCUGCAUAUUCGCGAAGAUGUGGUGCACGAGGAUCCAACUGGACAAAAAGAUCAGCUCGUCUAGUGCGGCGUUCCCGAAUGCAUCUCGGGGAAAGUCCGGUACCAACACUGCCCGUGCCGGUUGCGGCAACCAGGAGUACGCGGGAAAGCGUCUCCGUCGAGACUCGAAAAAAGUCCCCGUUGAGCGUCAAGCUGCAGUGUCGGGUUUCGACCAUUGCCCCAUUGCAUCGACCAUGGUCGAUGGGACUGCAGGAGUUUCCAGAAAGUCGUGUGCGGUCCAUGGGAACGGCACUAGGACGCCAUCGAAGCCUGAAACUGUGCGCUGCUGCAUCCGACACUGCCAGAUUCUCUUCUGCACAGGUAUCAAAACAUAGGCGCUCCAUGGAAUAUGUCUUCCGACUUGAAGUAGUCCGUGCGUCGCUCAUUGCGGUUUGGGAGAUGUCCCUGUUUCUUAUGACUGGAUAUUUGCUUCAUCGCACACAUAUAUUGGACCCUCAAACCGUUCAAGGUCUAUCCAAAGCUGUGUACCAUAUUUUUCUUCCGGCGCUGUGUUUUGUGAAUAUUUCCGCACAUGUGGCUUCAAGCGGGCACACAUCCAUGUUGCCACUCUUUUUUGCAGCGUUCCUGCAUAUCAUUGCAGGCAUUGCCGCUGGUGAGCUGCUAUCUGCUCUCCUGCAAGUUUCCUCGAAUAAGCGCCGGUUCAUCAGAAUUGCUUGCGGUUUUGGAAACUCUACCUCUUUGCCUGGACUCUUUUAUAGUAGCAUCUUUGCAUCCGAUCCAAGUCGGGCGACGAGCAGCUUAGGAUUGAUGUCGAUCUACUGUAUUACUUGGACUGCAGCUUUUUGGCCUUAUCUUCAUGCAAAUUUCGGUGCACCAAAUGUUGAAAACGCUCAGCAGUUGGAAGGCACGAAAACGGGCGCCCCUGAUAUGGAUCCACAGCGAUCGGGGGAUCCACCGAAGUAUGAAGCGACUUCAAAGAUACUGCACAGCGGCCUCUACACUGUAGCCAUUCGUCGAAUAGGGUCACUGAUCUAUGCUCUCGGGACACCGCCCGCGUUUGCAUCGAUUAUCGGUCUGCUCUGCGGACUCGUUGCUCCGCUGCGAAACCUCCUCUUCCAGAACAAUCACGUGCUCUCGGUUGGGCUCGUCCUUACAGUGAAAUCUUUGGCUGCAGCGAACGGGGCAUGUGCUAUGCUCGUUUUAGCAGCCUCGUUGGCGAGCAGACCUGGGCACGGCUCCUCCGCCAGAUACAGUUUUGUCGCACGGAAUGGAUCAUCAACGACUGCAUCGCACCCAACCAAGCUGUUUCUGCCGCUGAGCUUUAUCGUUGGACUGUAUCAGCGGGCUCUGCGGCUUCUUGGCUCAGCAGAUUUCGAAAUUGUGGUUCCAGCGUUGAUAACACGCUGUAUUCUUCUCCCAUGUUUGACGUUUGCACUCAUAUUUCCACUUGCGGACGCUUUCGGAUUGAUUCCCGCGGGACCAACGGGUACCCUGAUGCGUUUCGUAAUGAUUCUCCAAGCAGUGAUGCCACCCGCGCAGAAUAUCGUGGUUGGCCUCCAACUCGAAGGUGACGCAGACGAGGCAGCGUAUGCAGGCCGUCAGCUUCUUGUGACGUAUCUGCUGUCUCUGAUACCUCUGUGUAUUCUUUUGACCCUGUUCCUAGGAAUUCUUAAUGUCUAG